GUCGUCGACUUCGACGAUCCCAAUCUCGACAGGGAUGCGCUCGAAGGGCUCGACUUCGAGGAGGACUCCCCAUAUCCUGAGGUCCGAUCUGCGGUUGCCAACACCGACGACCCCACCAUGCCUGCAUCUACUAUUCGCACAUGGGUCUUGGGUGUCAUUUGGGCCAUGAUCAUCCCUGGCAUGAACCAGUUCUUCUUCUUCCGCUACCCUUCGGUUACCGUUGGUAGUUUCGUCGCUCUGCUGAUCACAUUUCCCAUCGGCCGUGCUUGGGCAAAGUUCAUGCCUCGUGUGAAGCUUUUUGGUGUUCCUCUUAAUCCUGGUCCAUUCAGCGUUAAAGAGCACGUCUUGAUAACUAUCAUGGCGAGCGUCGGGGCUUCCUCGGCGUAUGCGACGGACAUCAUCGCCGUACAACGCGUUUACUACAGCCAGGACUACAACUUCGGAUAUCAAUGGAUGGUUGUCAUGAGCACGCAGCUGAUUGGGUUCUCUAUCGGAGGCAUCCUGCGCAGGUUCCUCGUACAGCCACCUUCGAUGAUCUGGCCAGUUAACCUGGUUACUUGCGCGCUGUUCAACACGUUGCACCAGCAGCACUACGCUGGUAUGGGUACCCGUGGAGGUAUCAGCCGUGAACGUUUCUUCCUCUAUGUAUUCGUCGGCUCGUUCUGCUGGUACUGGUUCCCCGGCUACAUCUUCCAAGCACUGUCCUACUUUAACUGGGUGUGCUGGAUCGUUCCAAACAACGUUGUCGUGAACCAGCUUUUCGGAUAUACGAGUGGCCUGGGGAUGUCAUUGAUUACGUUCGACUGGUCUCAGAUUGCCUACAAUGGUUCUCCCUUACCAACGCCUUGGUGGGCAGAGGCCAAUAUUGCUGUCGGCUUCGUUUUCUUCUUUUGGAUCCUCGCGCCUAUUCUUUACUACACGGACACGUGGUACAGCGCUUGGUUGCCAAUGUCAUCAAGAGGAUCCUUUGAUCGUUUCGGCAAUGCCUACAACAUCAGCGCUAUCAUCAACGUUGAUGCUUCGCUCAACGUUGAGAAGUAUGAGGCGUACAGCCCGUUGUUCCUCUCGAUCACGUUCGCCAUGUCCUACGGUCUGUCAUUUGCGUCCAUCACCUCCAUCUUUACGCACACCUUCCUGUACUUCCGCAAGAUGAUCUGGGUGCAGUCACGCCGAUCCAUGCACGAGCAGCCUGACAUCCAUGCCCGCCUGAUGUCGAGGUAUCGGCAAGUACCGGAGUGGUGGUAUGCUGUCAUCCUUGUCACCAUGUUCGUAUUCGGUAUCAUCUCCAUUGAAGUCUGGCAUACCGAAUUCCCUGUCUGGGCGUUCGUUUUAAGUCUGAUCAUAUCCUUCGUGUACUGUGUCCCAGUCGGCAUGAUCCAGGCAAUCACCAACCAGCAGCUCGGGCUCAAUGUCAUCACUGAGCUGAUCAUCGGCUACGCGCUGCCUGGCAGGCCGAUUGCCAUGAUGAUGUUCAAGACGUGGGGAUACAUUACGAUGGCACAGGCGCUGCAGUUCACGUCAGAUUUCAAACUGGGACACUACAUGAAGAUCGACCCUCGUCAGAUGUUCUGGAGCCAGGUCGUCGCAACUGUCAUUGCGGGCACCGUCCAACUCGGAGUGCAGGCGUGGAUGUUCACCAACAUCCCUGACAUGUGCUCAUCCACCCAGCAGAAUGGUUUCAUUUGUCCGUCAACGGAGGUGUUCGGUACAGCAUCUUUCAUCUGGGGAGUUAUCGGCCCAGCACGUCAGUUCUCGAAAGGACAGCUCUACUACGGCCUUGUGUGGUUCUUCCUGGUUGGCAUGCUUUGCCCGCUAGGCGGCUGGCUCAUUUCCCUGAGGUAUCCCAACUCGUGGGUCAAAUACGUCAACUUCCCCGUCAUCUUCAGCGGGACUGGUAACAUUCCGCCAGCUACCGCUGUCAACUACGUCCCAUGGGCUAUCGUUGGGUUCAUCUUCAACUACAUCAUUCGUAGACGUCACUUCUCCUGGUGGACGAAGUACAACUAUGUGCUGUCCGCGGGUUUGGACUCCGGGCUUGCCGUGUCGAUCAUCGUGAUCUUCUUCUGCGUGCAAUACCCGCGCGCAGGGAAGAUUGGCGCAGACACACUGCAGAAGUGGUGGGGAAAUACUGUGUUCCUGGACAAUGCGGAUGGUCGAUCUGCUAGCUACAAGGUUGUCGAGUCUGGCGGAUACUUCGGGUGA
Molecule: messenger RNA, 2202 nt
Organism: Laetiporus sulphureus 93-53
Lineage: Eukaryota; Fungi; Basidiomycota; Agaricomycetes; Polyporales; Laetiporaceae
Product: OPT oligopeptide transporter
Exons: 17
Biological process (GO): transmembrane transport
Molecular function (GO): oligopeptide transmembrane transporter activity
Source: RefSeq, a predicted model, not a curated record